Molecule: messenger RNA, 364 nt
Organism: Saccostrea cuccullata (small rock oyster)
Lineage: Eukaryota; Metazoa; Mollusca; Bivalvia; Ostreida; Ostreidae
Exons: 3
Coding region: 17-364 (115 amino acids)
Source: RefSeq, a predicted model, not a curated record
UUUUCUGUAAAGUACAAUGAUAAGAAUUUUUGUGGAAUUUUCAGGUAGAGGCGGUCAUGACCUACAAGAAAAUCUUUUACAUGAAAGAGGUUAUCUUCGAUCUCUGGAAAUCUUCAAGAGAUGCAGAACAGGCAACAAUUUUAUUGUGGCACUUGGAGUGGUAGUUCUUGCCAUUGUUUUUGCAAUCAUGUUGGUAAACUGGGCAAAACCUAUCUUUAAUCAAAGCGAUUCGAGCAUGAUGGUUUUCAUUCUUUUAAUCAUAUUUAACCUUGUCGGUGUCCUCAGCAUUGGAGGCUUGUCAAUGUCACGGAAGAAUGAAACAACAAAUGAUCGGAUGAAUGGGAAAAAAAUGACAUUUUUUUGA